Molecule: messenger RNA, 1171 nt
Organism: Cryptomeria japonica (Japanese cedar)
Lineage: Eukaryota; Viridiplantae; Streptophyta; Pinopsida; Cupressales; Cupressaceae
Product: WAT1-related protein At1g21890-like
Exons: 7
Coding region: 3-1097 (364 amino acids)
Cellular component (GO): plasma membrane
Molecular function (GO): transmembrane transporter activity
Source: RefSeq, a predicted model, not a curated record
AAAUGGUGAAUAUGGAAGAAUUCAAACCCCAUGUAGGCCAAAUUCUAGUUCAGGCUUGCUAUGCAGGCAUGAAUAUCAUAGUCAGGAUUGCUCUGGACAAUGGAAUGAACAAUUUUGUAUUUGUAGCUUAUAGACAAGCUCUUGCUACACUUGUGAUGGGCCCUAUUGCUUAUUUUCUAGAAAGAAAAGAACGCCCUGCAAUGACUUGUACCACUUUUUGGCAGAUAUUUCUUCUUGCUCUUUGUGGGAUUGCUGUGAACCAGAAUUUUUACUUCUUAGGCUUGGCAUAUACUUCCUCCACAUUUGCCUCUGCAACUACAAACCUCAUUCCUGUUGUCACAUUUGUGAUGGCCACAUCUUUUCGAUUGGAGAGAGUUGAUCUCAGAACAAAGCGUGGACAAGCGAAAGUUAUAGGGACCAUUAUAUGUGUGGGAGGAGCGAUGGUCAUGACCUUAUACAAAGGCUCUACACUUGGAGGGACGCUUCAUGUACUAAAAAUGAGUACAUGGUUACUGGGUGCACUUUUGUUGUUUGCAAGCACUCUUUCUUGGUCUGCAUGGCUUACUUUUCAGGCCCCAGUUUUGAAAAAGUAUCCAGCUCAAAAGUCAUUAACAGCAUUGAUAUUGCUAUUAGGGACAAUCCAGAGCGCUGUCAUGGCCUUGUUUUUUGAGCCAAAGGUCUCUGCAUGGAAACUGAAAUGGGACAUGGAGCUUUUGAGCAUUGUAUACUCGGGGGUAUUGUGUUCAGCAUUUGCAUUCUUUGUGCAAACAUAUUGUAUCCAUGAAAGAGGGCCUGUAUUUGCAGCAAUGUUCAAUCCAUUAUCAACAAUUUUGGUUGCAACCUUGAACCUGUUGAUCCUUCAUGUGAAGCUUCACGUGGGAAGUGUGGUUGGAGGAGUUUUGAUAAUUGUAGGACUUUACAUUGUACUGUGGGGCAAAGCAAAGGAUAAGAAAGACAUAGACCCAAUAGAAUAUGGGCUGAAAAAUGGAUCAACCAACAACAUUGAAGAUUGCACUGUUGAUAUUAAGAGUCCUCUCUUAGCAAAUGAAGCAAAUCAUCAACACCAAUCUGAGUCAGAUACAGAAAUUUCUCAUUGACUAUAAACACAGUUUUGCUCACCACUUCGAUUCAAUAUAUUCUGAACCCUUUCUCUGCUUUGUUUAUUUGUACU